Molecule: messenger RNA, 2736 nt
Organism: Engraulis encrasicolus (European anchovy)
Lineage: Eukaryota; Metazoa; Chordata; Actinopteri; Clupeiformes; Engraulidae
Gene: zglp1
Product: zinc finger GATA like protein 1
Exons: 7
Coding region: 26-2575 (849 amino acids)
Biological process (GO): regulation of transcription by RNA polymerase II; spermatogenesis; oocyte development
Cellular component (GO): nucleus
Molecular function (GO): zinc ion binding; sequence-specific DNA binding
Source: RefSeq, a predicted model, not a curated record
UGAAAAUGGCUACAUUGUAGACCGAAUGCAAACGCGUGUAACAUUGUUAUUAAAAUAUUUAUUGAUACCGGUCGAAGCCUCGAAGUUGGUUCUACCUCCCCAAGUCCAAGACCAACAUAUCCCUUACGAUGGAAAUCCAGAACACAGGCAGUUACCACCUACUGAAUGCAUGUCCUCUUCUCUAUUUUCUGAUGGAAAGAGGGAAGGAGGAGGGAUGUUGGAGCCAAAUGUCCUCCUUCCUGACCAGGGCAAUAGUCCUCUGGAGGUGAUGCAUCUAAUAAACCAGCAGUGUGAGCGGCUACUUCACCCUGUAGGGCUGGGAGAUAAAGCAACAGCGGGCUUCAUGACUCUAUCCACCCAUUUCUGCCCAGAGAAAUUCCAGCACCUAAACUCCACCAGCAGCGAAGUUGUUGAGGGGUUGAUAUGUGGUGGAGAGGAGGACCCUCGUUCCUCUUCCUGCCCCUCACACAAUGCCAACAAAAUCAGCCAUGAUGAUGUGUUUGAAAGACGAAACGGUGCCGCUGCUGUGGAGGAAGAAGAGACUGUUGAAGGGGUCACAGCAGGGCCCACCACACCAGAUGAGGCUGUGAAGUCCUCCACGGUCGAACCAGAAGAUCCACAGCAAGUAAAUUUAUCAGACCACAACUACAGCUUCUUGGUCAGCACAGAAUGCACUACGGGGGCGUCCUCCUCCUGCCUGGAAGAUCGUGUGGAAUUGUUGUGUGCAGAGGUGGUGGAGGAGACUAGUAGCACAGUACUGUCAGAUUGUCGACCUACGUCGGGGUCUACGUUGGACCAAGUGGGCGGUAAAGCCUCCCAGAGCCCUCCAGGAAAGGAGGGUGAUGUACAUGAACCGAGCCCCCACAGCCUAUCAGGAAAGGAUGGUGAACAGGAAGCGAGCCCCCAGAACGCUUCAGGAAAAGAGGGUGAAGAACAUGAACGGACCCCCCACAGCCUAUCAGGAAAGGGUGGUGAUGUACAAGAACCGAGCACCCAGUACCCAUCAGUGAAGAAGGGUGAUGAAAAUGAAGUGAGCCCCCAGCGCCCAUCAGGAAAGGAGGGUGAAGAACAUGAACCGAGCCCCCAGUGCUACUCAGGGGAGGGGGAUGACAAACAGGAAGUGAUCCCUGAAAGCCCAUCAAGAGAGGGCGGUGAUGAAUAUAAACCAAACCUGGAAAGCCCAUCAGGAAAGGGGAGUGAGGAACAUGAACCGAGCCCCGUAAGCCCAUCAGGAGAGUCGGGUGAUGAACCAAGCCCCAUCUGUAUGUCCAUGGAGGCCGCCCUGAGCCUCGACGCUGACCCGAGCCCCCAGAGCCUAUCAGGAAAGGGGAGUGAUGAACAGGAAGCAAGCCUCCAGUAUCCAUCAGGAGAGGCGGGUGAUGAACCAAGCCCCAUCUGUAUGACCAUGGAGGCCGCCCUGAGCCUCGACGCUGACGAGGGGAUUGAGGCAGACCCUGAAUGGUCCCUGGACUACAACAACAACAACAACGACGACUACAACAACAACAUGGAACUGCAAGACCCUGAAUGGUCCCUGGACUACAACAACAACAACAACGACGACUACAACAACAACAUGGAACUGCAAGACCUGCCAAAGACGACGCCUCCCGCUGUACACGAGCAGACGGGGGGAGGAGAGAUUGCCAUCGCAACGCCAAAGCUCAGCUCAACCACUGCCCAGGCUCACAGCCCACACAACCAGGGAGGUCUCGAGGAGGACUGCACUGCAACACAGGGAGACGCUGAGGCCCCAGAGCCAGAGCCGGAGCUCAGCCACAGCCAGCAGCCAGCCGCUGAGUCCCCAGAGCCAGAGCCGGAGCUCAGCCACAGCCAGCAGCCAGCAGCUGAGGCCCCAGAGCCAGAGCCGGAGCUCAGCCACAGCCAGCAGCCAGCAGCUGAGUCCCCAGAGCCAGAGCCGGAGCUCAGCCACAGCCAGCAGCCAGCAGCUGAGUCCCCAGAGCCAGAGCCGGAGCUCAGCCACAGCCAGCAGCCAGUCCGGGCGCCCAGGAAGCAGGCGCGGCCAUCGCGCAGCGUGGACCCCCAUGACCCCGACCUUCAGGGGGUGAUGUUCAGGAUGACCCCUCGGCUGGAUGAGGACAAGCAGUGUCGUCUCCUCAUCUCCUCAAACUAUGUGUACAGGCACAGCAGUAAGGAGUUGCCAGCCAGAGGCUGCAAGCGCAGGCGUUUGGCCAAAGAAGCGAGCAGCUCGGAGGAAGAAGAGGCAGACGAGGAAGGUGGCGACUCCAACAGCAGCAGCCUCUCUACGGUGACUAAAACAUGCGCAUCCUGCUGCACCAGAAAAACUCCCCUCUGGAGGGACGCGGAGGAUGGGACGCCCCUCUGCAACGCCUGUGGAAUCAGGUACAAGAAGUACCGGGUGAGGUGCACCGGCUGUUGGCACAUCCCCAGGAAAGACACCAAGUCCAAGGUCAACUGCUUCAAGUGCGGGGAUGUGUUGCGGUCCAGUGCCCAACAUAAACGGGGUGAAUGGCGGAUUGGAUUGGAUCGGAGGAUAAAGGCCACGUUGGAUGUGGAGCGGAGGCACUCCACAGCUGGUCUGCGCUUGUCUUGAUUUCCUUUAUUGUCCACGUUUGGCUGCACUUCAUAAGGAGAGGCCUGAUGUUCGACGGUGGGGGCCCCCCAGUGGGGUUGCACGUUGUUCAAGAUACAAAUAUUGAUGAGUGGAGGUGCAAAACGCACACCAGAAACAGAGGUGCUGGCAACCAGAAAAUA